Molecule: messenger RNA, 6041 nt
Organism: Acipenser ruthenus (sterlet)
Lineage: Eukaryota; Metazoa; Chordata; Actinopteri; Acipenseriformes; Acipenseridae
Product: voltage-dependent calcium channel subunit alpha-2/delta-1-like
Exons: 43
Coding region: 417-3830 (1137 amino acids)
Cellular component (GO): L-type voltage-gated calcium channel complex
Molecular function (GO): voltage-gated calcium channel activity
Source: RefSeq, a predicted model, not a curated record
GCUGCUGACAUAGGAGUUCGUCUCACUCCUUGUAUGGAAAGACAGUAGUAUAUGAUCAUCAUCAACAGAGGGGGGUUCAGGCAAAGUGAUCUAGACAAGAGCUGUCUGACAAGCGCUUUUCAUUACGGAGAGGAGAAGAUAGAAGACCAUCCUCUCGUGCAGGAAAAUAACACCCUAAAUGACCACACCUCGUCAAUCAAUUAAAAAACUAAAAUCUCUGGAAACAGAAAAAGGAAACAACUGAGAGCUGUUCGAAAGUAGCACUGACGGCGGCUGAUCAGAUUAGCUUGUGUAACCCAGACUGUUAUCUGGCUAAGUGUGACUACAACAAGCUGCUGUGGACUUACACUGUAUCCCUUUAUAAUAUCUUAUUCUGGAUCAAAGCUCUAGUUGUGGGUUGUAAAUUUUUUUAAGCAAUGGAAUCCUACAACAUAGCCGUCUUUUUGAUCGUACUUUUAUCUUCGCUAAUGAAUCUUUCUUCAGAAGAGUUUCCUACUCCACUAACGGUAAAGACGUGGGUGGAUAAGAUGCAGGAGGACCUUGUCACAUUGGCCCGUACAGCAAGUGGAGUUGAUCAGCUAGGCGCGGUAUUUUUGAAAAACAGGGAUUCCUAUACAGUGGAAAUGAAUAAUGCUCAGCAGUUGGUGGAAAGUGCAGCCUGGAAUAUAGAAAAACUACUGCUGAACAGAUCAAUGGCUUUGGAGACACUUGCAACAGCGGCUGAGAAUUUCCAGAUGGAACACCAGUGGAAAAAUGAGUUUGGGGAAAAUGAGACAAUGUACUACAAUGCAAAAGAUAACUUAGACUUACAGAGGCUCAUGAGACAACAUGGAUACCCUACACGCCAGUCUGAUUCUAAUGAGACUGGACGAAUCAAGCCAGAAUUCGUAGAAGACCCUUCCUUCAAACGACGUAUUAACUACAACCACACUGCCGUCCAUAUCCCCACUGACAUCUAUGAAGGCUCCACUAUAGUGUUAAACGAACUGAACUGGACUGCAGCAUUGGAAGAUGUUUUUAAGAAGAACCGUGAUGAAGAUCCCACGUUGCUGUGGCAGGUGUUCGGCAGUGCAACUGGUUUGGCACGAUAUUACCCAGCCUCUCCAUGGAUGGAUUCUUCAAAAACACCGAAUAAGAUUGACCUGUAUGAUGUUCGCCGGCGGCCAUGGUACAUUCAGGGAGCUGCCUCACCUAAAGACAUGCUGAUUCUGGUGGAUGUGAGUGGAAGUGUUUCUGGCCUGACGCUCAGGUUGAUCCGGACAUCGGUGUCUGAGAUGUUGGAAACACUUUCUGAUGACGACUAUGUGAAUGUAGUUUCUUUCAACAAUGAUGCCAAGAAUGUCAGUUGUUUCACCCAUCUUGUUCAAGCCAACGUCCGCAAUAAGAAGGUGCUGAAAGAUGCUGUUCAUGAAAUCUUAGCGAAGGGAAUCACAGAUUACAAAAAGGGCUUCAGCUUUGCCUUUGAGCAGCUGUCGAAUUUUAAUGUCUCUCGAGCCAACUGCAACAAGAUCAUCAUGCUGUUCACUGACGGAGGGGAAGAGCGAGCUCAGGAGAUCUUUGAGAAAUACAACCCAGAAAAGAAGGUCCGUGUAUUUACAUUCUCUGUUGGUCAACACAACUAUGAUAAAGGCCCAAUUCAGUGGAUGGCCUGUGCCAAUAAAGGACACUAUUAUGAAAUUCCAUCCAUUGGAGCCAUAAGGAUCAACACUCAGGAGUACCUUGAUGUCUUGGGAAGACCAAUGGUGUUGGCUGGUAAGAGGGCCAAACAAGUACAAUGGACAAAUGUGUACCUGGAUGCACUGGAACUUGGUCUUGUUAUCACAGGAACACUGCCAGUCUUCAACAAAACCAAAGAGCUCAAGUCAAAUGAGAAAGGUGCUGUUCCAAGACAGAACCAGCUGAUUCUUGGAGUUAUGGCAAUCGACGUGUCUCUUGAGGACAUUAAGAGGCUCACGCCUCGCUUUACAAUUGGCCCAAAUGGUUACUAUUUUGCAAUCGACCCCAAUGGCUAUGUUUUGCUCCAUCCUAACCUUCAACCAAAGAAAAGGAUCCGUAGGAUCAAACGUAAAAACAAAUAUGCAUUAACCUUCAAGGAGACGAUUGGUGUAGGCAUCCCAAAGGUUUAUACGGGAAAACGGAAGCCUGUUUUCCAGGAGCCUGUUACAUUGGAUUUUCUGGAUGCUGAACUGGAGAAUGAUGUCAAAGUGGAGAUUCGACGGAAAAUGAUUGAUGGAGAAAAAGGAGAGAUUAAAAUAAACACACUGGUGAAGUCUCAGGAUGAGAGGUAUAUUGACAAGGCAGUCAGAACAUACACCUGGACCCCAGUGAAUGGCACAGAUUACGGCCUGGCAUUGGUAUUACCGUCCUACAGUGCUUACUAUAUUAAGGCCAACAUUGAAGACACAAUCACACAGGCCAGAUCCAAAAAGAGCAAAUUGAAGGUUUCCGAAACCCUGCAACUUGAUCAUUUUGAAGAAUAUGGUUACACAUCAAUUGCACCAAGGGAAUACUGCAAGGACUUAAAACUGUCAAGCAACAAAACCCAAUUUCUCUUGGAAUUCAAUGAUUUUAUUGACAGGAAGUCACCCAAUCAUCCAUCUUGCAAUGUUACACUUGUUAACCGACUCUUACUUGAUGCUGGCUUUUCAAAUGAAUUGGUGCAGUACUGGAAAAAGCAAUCUCCCCAAGGAGUUCUUGCCAGGUUUGUCGCUACUGAUGGUGGAAUUACAAGAAUUUACCCAAAAAGUGCUGGGGAGGAUUGGACAGAAGAUGCAGAGACAUAUGAAGCAAGCUUUUACAAGAGGAGCCUGGAUAAUCCAUUUUAUAUCUUCACUGCACCAUACUUCAACAAUUCAGAAAUUGGUGUGAGUGGGUUUGAUUCUGGUAUAAUGGUGAGCAGAGCAGUUGAAAUUACAGUGGAUGGGAAACUAUUAAAACCUGCUGUUGUUGGAGUAAAGAUUAAUGUCACUACCUGGAUGGAGAACUUCACAAAAGCCACAAUGAGGACAGAUUGCACGAGUGAGAUAUGUGACUGUGAGAAAAACAACAAGUAUGUAGACUGUGUGAUUCUGGAUGAUGGUGGAUUCCUCUUGAUGUCUAAUCAGGAUGAGUAUAUCUCACAGAUUGGCAGGUUCUUUGGAGAGAUUGACCCCAGUUUCAUGAGGAACCUUAUACAGGUGCCUCUGUAUUCAUUUAAUAAGUCUUACGAUUACCAGUCUGUGUGUGAUCCAGAGAGAGAUACCAAGGCUGCAGCUGGUCUACGUUCUGUCUUUGUGCCUACAAUAGCAGAUAUUUUAAACAUUGGCUGGUGGGCUUCUGCAGCUGCAUGGUCAAUAUUGCAGCAGUUAUUUUUAAGCCUUACUUUCCCAAAUUUUCUAGAAGCAGCUGACAUUGAAGAAGAGAUGGCAGCUCUGUCAAAGAAAAGCUGUAUUACCGAGCAGACUCAAUAUUUCUUUUCCAAUAAUAUGAAAUCAUUUAAUGGGGUCCUAGACUGCGGAAACUGUUCCAGAAUAUACCACGCAGAAAAGCUGGCAAACACAAACUUAGUAUUCCUGAUUGUUGACAGCAAAGUGACCUGUCUGGCCUGUGACUCAAAACCAUUGAUUCAAGCAGAACAGCCAUCCGAAGGACCAAACCCUUGUAAGUUAGCUCAGAACCCUAGGCAUAGGAAAGGACCAGAAGUCUGUUUCGACAACGAUGACAAUGAUGAGCCUAUAUGCACAACAAGUCGUGCCUCUGCCAUGGUGUCAACUCCUCUCUUCAUUUUACUGCAAGUUUUCAUGUGGUGUAAAGGGAGGAUGAUUCUGACUGUGGUGGGGUCUCUGCUUUGAGCCCAUCAUUGUGGUCCGUGAUUGGAAUUCAACUUGUGCUGCUUUGGCUCUUAACUGGAUCAAGACAUUACCCGUCAUGACCCCAGAAAUAAAGGCCAAGACCCUUUCUGCAUACAUUUCAAGAUCCUGCCAAAUUCUGUUUCCGAAAUUUUAUGUUGACAGGGGUUGAUGAAAACAAAAGAAAAAAAAAUGACCCAGGAAGUAGAAGACUGAUCAUGUCCAUACCCUGGAGUAAUUUUGCCUGGGAAAGCCACUGACCUUUCAAUGAAGAAGAACAUUGAACGUUACUCCAUCUGAAGCUGAAUGCCCCCACAAAGGCAGUCUGAUUUUUUGAAGGAAACUAUUGGGGAAAGCUACUUCAUUUAUGUUGUGGUUUCUAGGUGUGCUUCUUUUUCAAAAUAAAAAUAGUAAUAUAAUUUAUAUUUUAAAAAAAUCCAGACUUUCAAAAAUGCAUAAAGACUUAAAUUGCUGCCCCUAGUAACUGUUUUGUUAGUAUUUUUGAUGAAUGUUAAUUUAGGGUUUUGAAGGCUAGUAAUUGGUUACAUGCUGUUGUAAAGUGUAAAAAUAAGCAUGGCAGAUCGCUCUUCUAAAAUAAAAAGAAGCAUAAACCCCAUUUCAGAGAGUUUACAAACACAGACUAAGAGUGCUGAUGGUUCCACACUUAAAGCAGCAUCAGUGAUGAAUUAAUGUAUCCUUUACCUGUUAUGAAAACCAAACAUAAAAUUAAAAUAGUGGUUGGUUGCUUGGUUUAUACAAAUAAACCCAUACGCAAUGCAUCAACAUUUGGGGUAGAUUUACUAAGAUAUGUUCUUUUUUUUUUUUUUUUCCAGUAGCUAAACAUGAGUCAUGUUUACUAAAUGGUGUUUGCCUAAAAUGUAUUGAACAAGACAGUGUUGAGUGUGUCUGCAACACUUUUCCAAAGACUGAAAAGCUGUCUCAUGCAUAUGGUAAUUUGGCAUACACCCUUUCAAGAUCACAAGCAUUUGAAUCCCAUCUUAUAUUUCGAUUUUAAUUUUUAAUUAUUAUUAUUAUUAUUAUUAUUAUUAUUAUUAUUAUUAUUAUUAUUAUUAUUAUUAUUAUUAUUAAAUAUGUAUUUUUUUUUACCAUUAUUUUAACUUAAAUAUAAUUCCUUCAAGUUUACCAAUAAAUACAGCUGAUAAUGUUCAGCUGUAUUGAGGGGCUUCUUGUGAUUACAAAUACAAGACUGAAAUGUACAUCUUGUACGAUGUCUUUCUUUUUAUUGAUAAGAUUUGCUUCCAUAAUGCAGAUAAUCUAGUCAAUCUACCCCUUAAUCUUGCAGUUCAUUUCCUUGAAAACCUCAAACAACAUAUCAGGUUUAUUAUUUUAAUUUAUUUUUGCUUACCAUUCUCUUUUCAUAAACAUUGUUAUUGACAGACAAACAGAAUUGCAUUUACUUUUUUGACGUGCACUCUUUGAUUAGCUGGUGAGCCUCUACUGGAAUUGCAAAGCCUCUUUCUGCUUACGUUUUUUCAGGUCACCUAAGCAGUUAAGACUUUUUCAUGUGUUGUUUAUUCAUGCCAAAGGGAAUCAAUCCACCGCCCAUUCAAUCAUACUGUAACACAUCAAUUUAAUUGCAAUGUGAUACAUAUACUUAGAGCUGGCCAGACCCUUUUUUAUCAUUCUAAAAGCUUGUGAAUGAAAAUGUAUUUUGGUGUAAAUGGCUUUUUGGUUGUCAAGGGUACGUUUGCAUGAUGCUGCUGUUUGUUUAUUUUUGAUUUGUAUCUAUUCUGUUUGAUUGUAGAAUGUUUUGUCUUGCAAAAGGCAACAGAGCAGUUAGUGUUGUGUGGAAACGGAACAGUACAAUGUAACUCAUUGAGACCUAAACGUCUGUUGUGUACCUGAACAUAUUGUGCUAUAAACAGGCUAAAAGAAAACAUUCAUGCUUUACUACCUAAUAUUGUCGGUAAGAUUGACCCUUUAUUUAAUUUGAUUGAAUUUGGUGCACCAUCAUUUUUAUAUCAAUUGCUUGUGUUCAGUGACUUAAAUGAUGUAUAUGAAAACCCUACUAUUUUUAAAGAGUAUUUAUGACAAUCUUUUAAAAUUUUGCAUCAAAUUAUCAUCUUUGGUCAUGUGUAACAUUAAGUUAUUGAAAAAUGUUUCAAAUUAAAAUAAAAGGAAUUCGUAAAGUUACCCUUGGUCACCCUUUAUAACUGAAUUCUAAAUAAAACCAAGUGAUUACAAAUUGAAAAA